Messenger RNA from Dothidotthia symphoricarpi CBS 119687, 4269 nucleotides. RefSeq lists its product as uncharacterized. Gene Ontology annotation, cellular component: mRNA cleavage and polyadenylation specificity factor complex; nucleus. NCBI's taxonomy places the organism in Eukaryota, Fungi, Ascomycota, Dothideomycetes, Pleosporales, Dothidotthiaceae. The transcript has 4 exons. Bases 106 to 4269 code for a protein of 1387 amino acids. Gene Ontology annotation, molecular function: protein binding; nucleic acid binding. The record is from RefSeq and is a predicted model, not a curated record.
ACGCAGCAGCGCCGCGACACUGCCCGACACUGCCCUCCCACUCCCGGCUGACGCAGCACCGCAAUGAGCAGCGGCCGAGUCGACGCAGCCCAGUAAUCCCAGACGAUGCAGUGCUACACGGAAAUAGCCCCGCCGACGGCCGUCAGCCAUGCCCUCUGCCUGCCCUUUGUGUCGCCGCGCGCCAACAACCUCGUCGUGGCCAAGAACUCGCUGCUCCAGGUCUUCGAGCUCAAGUCGACCAUAACCGAGGUGACGCCGGGCGGCGGCAACGAGGCGGAGAAUGCGGCAGCCAACCUCGACACCGAGGCGGCCGACGUGCCCCUGCAGCGCACUGAGAACACGGCCAAGCUGGUGCUGGUCGCCGAGUUCCCGCUCGCCGGCACCGUCAUCUCGCUGGCGCGGGUCAAGGCGCUCAACACCAGGUCGAAGGCGGAGGCGCUGCUGGUGGCGUUUCGGGACGCGAAGCUGAGCUUGGUGGAGUGGGAUCCGGAGACGUACAAGCUGCAUACAAUAUCAAUACACUACUAUGAGAACCCAGACUUGCCCGGCCUUGCUCCCUGGUCUGCUGACCUGAAAGACAGCCACAGCUUCCUGACGGCCGACCCCACCAGCCGAUGCGCCGCCCUCAAGUUUGGCUCCCACAACCUCGCCAUCCUGCCCUUCCGCCAGCGUGACCACGUCGACGACGAGUACGACUCGGAUAUUGAGGGUGCGAAGGAUGGCAAGACCGUGGCUGGCAACGGUGCAGACGGCGAGCAUGCACACAAGACGGCCUACGCCUCCUCGUUUGUGCUGCCCCUCACCAACCUCGACCCGACCCUCACCCACCCCGUCCACCUCGCCUUUCUGCACGAGUACCGCGAGCCCACUUUUGGCAUCAUCGCCGCCUCCCAAGCUACUGCCCCCUCGCUGCUCGCCCACCGAAAAGACAUCCUCACCUAUACCGUCUUCACCCUAGAUCUCGAACAGAAGGCCUCCACCACGCUGCUGUCGGUGCCAGGGCUGCCAUACGACAUCUCGCGCGUCGUCCCACUGCCCCAUCCCAUUGGAGGGGCUUUGUUGAUCGGGGGCAACGAGCUCGUGCACAUCGACCAGGCUGGAAAGACCAAUGGCGUGGCAGUCAACGAGUUUGCCAAGGCAUGCUCCUCGUUCCCCCUCAGCGACCAGUCAGACCUGGCUUUACAUCUUGAGGGUUGCAAUGUCGAGCUCCUCUCUCAAGACACGGGCGACGUUCUCAUUGUCCUCAAUGACGGGCGACUCCUCAUUCUCACAUUCACCUUGGACGGCCGAUCGGUAUCCGGCAUGACCAUCCAGACGGUCGCCACAGACCACGGAGGCUACGUCUUCAAAGCCCGCGCUUCGUGCACCAGCAGUCUCGGACGGAACAGGUUGUUCGUUGGAAGUGAAGAUGGCGAGUCGGUUCUCAUCGGCUGGACUAGCACAUCCAACGUACUGCGGCGGAAGCAGGCCAAUGUCGAUGUCUCCGACGAUGAAGAUCUCGACGACGACGAUGUAGUUGACGACAUGGAUGACGAUCUAUACAAUGACACCGGACCAGCCGUCAAGAAGAUCACCUCUGCCGCCGCAGAACCCACAGCCCCUGGCAGCUACACCUUCAGAAUACACGACGUCUUACCAAGCAUUGCACCCAUAAGAGACGCCAUUCUACACCCAGGCAAGGACACCGAAUCUCUAAACCGGGGCGACAUAAUGCUUUCCACUGGGCGGGGAGCUGCGGGGGCUGUCACUGCCCUGAGUCGUGAACUGCACCCCACACACCUGGCACAAAAGGAGCUAUCCAACGCAAGAGGACUUUGGGCUGUUCAUGCCAGGAAGCAAGGUAUGGAAGGUAUCGUCACGGAAGUUGGUCAAGAUGAAGAAGCCAAUCUUGCCUCUGACGCUGACUACGAUCAAUACUUGGUGGUCUGCAAAACAGGCCAAGAUGGUAGCGAAAGCACAGUCGUGUACGAAGUCAAGGGUAAUGAGCUGUCUGAGACAGACAAGGGUGAUUUUGAACGUGAAGAAGGCUCGACGCUCAGCGUAGGUGUCUUGGCUGGAGGCACAAAGGUUGUUCAAAUCAUGCGCACCGAGAUCCGAACAUACGAUUCUGAACUUAAUAUGGAUCAGAUCAUAACCAUGGAAGAUGAGGAGGGCGAGUCAGAGCUCCGCAUCAUCAACGCCAGCUUUGCUGACCCAUACUUGCUGGUCUUGCGAGACGACUCCAGUGUCAAGAUCUUUAAAGCGAGUAAUGAUGGCGAAGUAGAAGACGUCGAAGCCAGCGGGCUGUCCUCGACAAAAUGGCUCUCUGCGUCACUCUUCAAGUCUGCGACUUUCACAGAAGUCUUUGCGUUCCUCUUGACGCCCGAGGGCGGCCUUCAUGUCUUCGCAAUGUCCCAGCUAGAGAAACCUAGCUAUGUUGCUGAGGGUCUGGGCUUUCUCCCACCUUUGCUAUCAGUCGACUAUGUACCAAGAAGAAGCACAGCGAAAGCAGCCAUUACCGAGAUCCUGGCCGCUGACAUUGGCGAUGUCACCACAAAGUCACCGCAUCUAGUUAUUCGCACCUCGACAGACGACCUCGUCAUCUACAAAGCCUUCCACGCACCGUCUCGCUCAACUUCAGAUCUUUGGACCAAGAACUUGAAAUGGGUCAAGUUGUCGCAGCAACACGUCCCAAGGUAUAUGGAAGACGCGAAUAUGGGAACGGAAGACGCUGGCCUUGAGAGCACCCUGGUAGCACUGGACAAUAUCUGCGGCUACAGCACCGUCUUUCAACAAGGAACAUCGCCAGCUUUUAUCUUCAAAGAGUCAUCAAGUGCACCGCGUGUGAUCGGGUUAAGUGGCAGGCCGGUGAAAGGACUUACACGAUUCCAUACGUCAACUUGCCAACGCGGCUUUGCCUACUUGGACACCACAGACACUCUUCGCAUAUCUCAGCUGCCCGUUCAGACACAUUACGGGCAUCUGGGUUGGGCAGCUCGACGGAUGCCAAUGGACGCCGAAAUUCAUGCUUUCGCCUAUCAUUCAAACGGCCUGUAUGUGGUGGGCACAGGGCAAUCAGAAGAGUACACUCUGAACCCGGAAGAGACGUUCCAUUACGAUCUGCCCAAAGAAGACAUGACGUUCAAGCCGCAUGUCGAGCGAGGUGUCGUCAAACUGGUGGACGAGAAGACUUGGACUAUCGUCGACACACAUGUCUUGGACCCGCAGGAAGUCGUCCUGUGCAUAAAGACGUUCAACCUCGAAGUCUCAGAGACUACUCACCAACGUAAAGACCUCAUCGCAGUCGGCACCUCGGUCGUGCACGGUGAGGAUCUAGCGACAAAAGGCUGCAUACGCAUUUUUGAGGUCAUCACCGUCGUCCCAGAGCCGGAUCGUCCUGAAACGGGUAAGCGGCUGAAACUUGUCGUGAAAGACGAGGUGAAAGGCGCAGUAUCCGCCAUCUCUGAGAUCGGAACGCAGGGCUUCAUGAUCAUGGCGCAGGGUCAGAAGUCCAUGGUGCGAGGUUUGAAAGAGGAUGGUACACUAUUGCCAGUUGCAUUCAUGGACAUGCAAUGCUACGUCACCACACUCAAGAACCUGCCCAACACAGGCAUGAUGCUGAUGGGCGAUGCGUUUAAGGGUGUAUGGUUCACCGGAUAUACGGAAGAGCCUUACAAAAUGAUGCUCUUCGGCCGCAGCAAACACAACCUCGAAUGCAUAGCCGCCGACUUCCUCCCUUUUGAGCAGCAACUCCACAUCAUCGUCGCCGACGCGGACAUGAACAUCCAAGUCCUGCAAUUCGACCCCGAGAACCCAAAAAGUAUGGCCGGCACCCGCCUCCUCCACAAAUCAUCCUUCCACACCGGCCACUUCCCCGCAACAAUGCACCUCCUACCCUCCUCGCUCCAACCCCCAAACUCCCCCACAUCAACCACCCCCCUCUACCAAAUCCUCACAACCUCCCAAUCAGGCACCCUUGCCCUCCUCACUCCCCUCUCAGAACCAUCCUACCGCCGCCUCUCCUCCCUUACAGACUUCCUCGCUACGAACCUCGACAACGCGUGUGCGCUCAACCCCAAGAUGUGGCGCGUCGGCCAGGGCGCAGAUGGAGGGUGGGAUACGGGGGUUGCGGGGCGGAGCGUGCUGGAUGGUGAUUUGCUGAUGCGGUGGGGUGAGCUUGGGGAGCAGAGACGGCGCGAGGGGCUGGGGAAGGUUGGCGGGGAUGAGUGGGGGGUUUGGGGGGAUCGAGAGGUUUUGGGGGGGUGGGGCGUGUUUGGGAGGAGGGCGUAG